UGCAAUUAUUUACGCUCAUUAAUGGGAACACAGCGUAAAUCAUUAGUACACUGGUUUCGUAAGGGACUUCGUGUGCAUGAUAAUCCAGCAUUAUCGGAAACAUUUAAGGUGGCACGUGAUUCGCCCGAUGAAUUCUGUGUGCGCCCUAUAUUUAUAUUAGACCCUGGCAUAUUGGAUUGGAUGCAAGUUGGUGCAAAUCGCUGGCGGUUUUUGCAGCAGUCCCUUGCUGAUUUAGAUCUUCAGCUGCGCAAGCUGAACUCGCGUCUAUAUGUAGUUCGCGGCAAGCCCAUCGAAGUGUUUCCACAGCUUUUUGAGCGGUGGCACGUCCAUUUGCUUACAUAUGAAACGGAUAUUGAGCCGUAUGCCGUGACACGAGAUGCGACAGUGCAGAAACUAGCAGCAGCAGCAGGAGUAAAAGUGGACACGCACUGUUCCCAUACCAUAUAUAACCCAGAGCUCAUCAUUGCAAGGAAUAUGGGUAAGGCUCCAGUUACGUAUCAGAAAUUCCUGAGCAUUGUGGAAAAACUCAAGUUGCCGAAAGCUUUGGAUGUGCUACCGAGACUGCCAGAUGGCAUGCAACCAGUAAAGGAUGCAAAUGAGGUGAACGACACAAAAGUAUAUGACUGUCCAACUUUGGAGCAACUGGUCAAGAGGCCAGAGGAAUUAGGAGACAACAAAUUUCCUGGUGGGGAAACGGAAGCACUACGUCGUAUGGAAGCUUCUCUCGAUGACGAGGUGUGGGUGGCAAAAUUUGAGAAACCCAAUACAGCGCCAAACUCACUGGAGCCUAGCACAACGGUGCUAAGUCCAUAUUUGAAAUUUGGUUGUCUAAGCGCUCGCCUGCUGCAUCGGCGUCUUCAGGACAUCUUGGCCAGACACCCCAAGCAUUCAAAGCCACCAGUUUCCCUGGUAGGCCAACUAAUGUGGCGGGAGUUUUACUACACAGCAGCUGCUGCUGAUCCCAACUUCGAUCGCAUGUUGGGCAAUGCGUACUCGUUGCAAAUACCUUGGCAGGAGAAUUCCGACCACCUGGAGGCCUGGGCACAUGGGCGCACUGGUUAUCCUUUUAUCGAUGCAAUCAUGCGUCAGCUGCGGCAAGAAGGCUGGAUACAUCACUUGGCACGUCAUGCAGUUGCUUGUUUUCUGACUCGCGGCGAUUUAUGGAUCAGCUGGGAAGAGGGUCAACGCGUUUUUGAGCAGCUGCUGCUGGAUCAGGACUGGGCACUCAAUGCGGGCAACUGGAUGUGGCUAUCGGCCUCUGCAUUCUUUCAUCAAUAUUUCCGUGUAUACAGCCCAGUGGCAUUUGGCAAGAAAACAGAUUCCACUGGCGCCUACAUAAGAAAAUACGUGCCAGAGCUGGCCAAGUAUCCAGCUGGCUGCAUUUAUGAACCCUGGAAGGCUACGCUUAGCGCUCAGCGGGAAUACGGCUGCGUGCUGGGCGUCGACUAUCCACAUCGUAUUGUUGACCACGAUGUGGUGCACAAGGAAAACAUUAAGCGCAUGAGUGCUGCCUACAAAGUGAAUCGUGAAGUGCGCACUGGCAAGGAGGAGGUGGACGAGUAUGAGCUCAAGUCUCAAGGUAAUGCAAAGCGCAAGGCUCGCGCUGUGGCCACUGGACGCACGGCUAAGCGCAAGCGUUGAGAAGCAAAACAUAUAUUGUCUUAGAAUGCUAAGCAUUAGCCUAUGGCCAUUAUGUUUUUGUGCACUAAAUUGAACUCCUUCCAGUGUCAUUAAAGUCCAUUAUGCAAAAUCCUUUAAGCAGCUGAUAGCAUUUGGCCUUGGCAGUCAUCGAUAAUGUGCUGUGCUAACGACCGUCUGCUCGCCUGUGCUUGAUGCUUACGUCGAGUCGAACUAUAGCCAUUUCUCAGAAUGCCAGUAUCACGGAAUAAAUCACGUGUCCGGUUACUGCUGGCGACGCUCAAGCCAUUGAACAUGUAACAUCUGAGAGAUUUUAUAUACAAUUAGCAGAAACUGAAAUAUACAUAGAUUUAAGAUAAAUGAAAACCAAGCACGUGAUGCUCAAAGCUGUGUGUACAAAAGGCAACAUUGAAAACACUUAAGUUAUAUAACAAUCUAAUUAUAUAUUUAGCUUACAAUUAUAUUGAUGAAU
Molecule: messenger RNA, 2110 nt
Organism: Drosophila busckii
Lineage: Eukaryota; Metazoa; Arthropoda; Insecta; Diptera; Drosophilidae
Gene: phr6-4
Product: cryptochrome-2
Exons: 2
Coding region: 22-1641 (539 amino acids)
Biological process (GO): entrainment of circadian clock by photoperiod; circadian regulation of gene expression
Cellular component (GO): cytoplasm; nucleus
Molecular function (GO): DNA binding; FAD binding
Source: RefSeq, a predicted model, not a curated record